Messenger RNA from Haliotis rufescens (red abalone), 7456 nucleotides. RefSeq names its product forkhead box protein G1-like. Lineage: Eukaryota; Metazoa; Mollusca; Gastropoda; Lepetellida; Haliotidae. The record is from RefSeq and is a predicted model, not a curated record. The transcript is spliced from 6 exons. Gene Ontology annotation, biological process: regulation of transcription by RNA polymerase II. Gene Ontology annotation, molecular function: transcription cis-regulatory region binding; DNA-binding transcription factor activity, RNA polymerase II-specific. The coding region runs from base 469 to 1935 and encodes 488 amino acids.
GUGUGUAUAAAUAUUAGGUUUCUGUUCUUUAAACCUUAAUAACUCGAAUAUCGGAACAGCUAUUCUUCGUCAUUACCAAUAAUAACUCGGUGUAUUAAAAGAUUGAUUCGCUCUGUCACGAUAAGGACGGUGUACAAACACGCACGGGCACCUGCUCGAUCUGAGAAAAACGGGACCUGUUAUGGCAUGUCGCCUUGACAACAACCAACCAGUGAUGCUUAAUUCAAACCUCGUGACAAUCGACAUCCAAUCAGCGCGCGGUAUUUUGAACGUAGUACGUUUCUUUGUCCCCCAGAUUGACCAACAGAAUUUUACUACUUUACUACAACUGGAAACUUUACUACUGCGUCUCAUGUACUUGGCAAAUGGGCAUCUACUGUGAUUACCUGAAUCCAACAUUGACGUAACAGGACUUGAUAUACUACAAUAACGAAAUUUGCCGUUUGUGAGACCUUUCAUUCAACUUGUAUGGAAAAUUCUUAUGUGUGGAAAACCAGUAAGAGAGGAUCGGAUUUAUCAAAACACUGCAGCUCUCCAGUCCAGCCACAUCUCUCUUACAUGCUUCUCUGUGAAUUACUGAAAAUGGAUAUAUAUAAUCACAAUGAUCCAGACCAUUUGUCAGUAAUGGACAUGAUGGAUGAUAGAAAUGAUCUGGAUAGUUUGUUUCUGAAUUCCGACAGGCAGGAUUGUGGCUUGGAUCCAAAGUUAGACACAGUCUCAGUACUUCCUGAUCUCGAUGCAAUGGACACUGGUGUUUCAGCUACGGGAGCAUUCGGGGAAUUUGACUGGAUUCAAGGCCUCCAAAGUGCGGCACUUGCACAGCUACAUCAACUGUCAGAAACUGAAAAUACCGAUCCGAAUCUUCUUGUAAAUCCACAAACUGCCAUUCCAGUGCACCUGCAGCCACCAGCUCAUACGCAAACAGUACGUGAUGCUAUGUUGACUGAAAAUCUGAACAAUGUGAGUGUGAUCGUGACGAGUACCCCAACAACCACCCUAUCCCUUGAUUCCUUAGGAUCACAGAAUACUGUGUUUACUACACAAAGUGGUUUUGCAGUUUCAAAUCAAAACAAAAAUGUACUGUCUCCUUCAGAAAGCUCGCCUGUAUUGGUGGGCCACCUACAGAACGGAAUCCGUCCCCGAUCACACAUAACAGUUAACUUGCCACCAGCACCUGGACAAAGCGUCAGUAUAUCUACCCAUGCACAUACUAAGAAAGACACGGACAAUAAUAAACCGACAGAGAAAAUCUUCCCAAAACCUGUCUAUUCAUACAGUUGUCUGAUAGCCCUGGCUUUGAAAAACAGUCAGAAUGGCAGUUUACCUGUCAGUGAAAUCUACAACUUCAUGACGGAAAACUUUCCAUAUUUCAAGACUGCUCCUGAUGGUUGGAAGAAUUCGGUACGACACAAUCUGUCUCUGAACAAGUGUUUUGAGAAAGUGGACAACCCUAAAUUGAGCAGCAAUGCCAAGAAGGGGUGUCUGUGGGCCCUCAAUCCUGCCAAGAAAGACAAGAUGGAGGAAGAGAUAGCCAAAGGAAGCAAGAAAGACCCAGUCGCUUUACACAGCAGCAUGGCCUACCCAGAGAGGCUGGAGAAGAUUGAGCGUGGUGAAGCUGGACUCCACAUGGAGCCAACCACACCAGCGGCUGCACCAGCAGCUCCCUGCGCCCCGUCAGACCUCACUGCCAACUCACACACACCAGCCAAACCUGAUGAUCUGUUUGCAUCAGAACUUCGUGAUCUCAACGUCCUUGACUCCAACUUCACCCUCGACCCCUCACUGUCUGACCUUGCCAUGCAGCAUGGACUAUGGGAUGAUGAUCUUGCAAAUGACCUCAACAUUGACAUGAGCCCCCAUGUUGCUAUGGCAACUGUGGGGUCACCUGUGGCAUCGUCAGGCUCCUCCAGCAGUUCAGGUAGCGCCUUGUCCUAGGAUCAGCCUAGGUAGCGGGUGUUUGCUGGUCUGCCCGGAGCCACCUUCCAUGGGACGUGUGUGUACACCUCUAGUCCAGUUGCUGGGCUGCGGUCACCAUCGCCAGGAACACUGACCGCAACGCUGCUCAGUCUAACCACACCAAAUCGCACACUGUCUGUUGCUCAGACCUGACUUGAUGGCCACACUGUUAUGCCAUUUAAUUCCUUGAAGUAUUUCGUUUUGAUCUCGUGACAUACAUUUUGAAACAUAUUUCACCAUUUUACUGCCGUUUUAUUGCAUUUAUCAUUUGAAACACUGCCAAUACGUUUGUGGAGAUAAUAACAUCAAUGCUGAACUGCAAUAUUAGCCAUUUAUAUUCAAAGUUUGAAUGUAUAUAUUGUUCCAGUGGAUCUAUGUUCUCUAUUUAUUUAAUGUGCCUGUGUUUUCCCCUACCGGCUUCACUUCUGUGUUCGAAAUCAAGCAUGAAGUCAAGGGUCUUUGUCAUAACCCUAACAAUUUAGAUUUAGACCCCAGGACCUGCCAUAAAUUUGAACAUGGUAGUGUGUUGGUGUAAGUUCACCAUGUAGGUCUUUACACCAGUCUUGCUGCAGUGUGUUGGUGUAAGUUCACCAUGUAGGUCUUUACACCAGUCUUGCUGCAGUGUGUUGGUGUAAGUUCACCAUGUAGGUCUUUACACCAGUCUUGCUGCAGUGUGUUGGUGUAAGUUCACCAUGUAGGUCUUUACAACAGUCUUGCUGCAGUGUGCUGGUGUAAGUUCACCAUGUAGGUCUUUACACCAGUCUUGCUGCAGUGUGUUGGUGUAAGUUCACCAUGUAGGUCUUUACACCAGUCUUGCUGCAGUGUGUUGGUGUAAGUUCACCAUGUAGGUCUUUACACCAGUCUUGCUGCAGUGUGUUGGUGUAAGUUCACCAUGUAGGUCUUUACACCAGUCUUGCUGCAGUGUGCUGGUGUAAGUUCACCAUGUAGGUCUUUACACCAGUCUUGCUGCAGUGUGUUGGUGUAAGUUCACCAUGUAGGUCUUUACACCAGUCUUGCUGCAGUGUGUUGGUGUAAGUUCACCAUGUAGGUCUUUACACCAGUCUUGCUGCAGUGUGUUGGUGUAAGUUCACCAUGUAGGUCUUUACACCAGUCUUGCUGCAGUGUGUUGGUGUAAGUUCACCAUGUAGGUCUUUACACCAGUCUUGCUGCAGUGUGUUGGUGUAAGUUCACCAUGUAGGUCUUUACACCAGUCUUGCUGCAGUGUGCUGGUGUAAGUUCACCAUGUAGGUCUUUACACCAGUCUUUUAUCGUUAACCUUAUAUUUAUGGACAACUGUUUGCAUAUAAAUUUGCUUGGGUAAUUCAAAUGAAAAUAUAAUGUAUAUUUUAAUAUCUGUAUAUCCUAUAGCAUGAUACUGUGCUUUGUCUAUCAGUUUAGAUGGGAAAACGUAACAAACAAAAUGCAAGUAUAACGUAGGUUGUAUAUGUCUUUGAUCAAAAACAGUUUGUUUUUCUUGACAUAAAGUUUCAGUGGCAAGAGACCAAAAUAACAAUGGAGUGGAUAGGCAAAUAAAAUUAUAUAUAUUUUUUAUUUAUUUGGUUGAUGGUGUUUGGCUGUAAUUUGUAAUUUGGAAAACAAAAUGUGGUAAGAUGAUCGUUCUUUUUAAAUAGAUAAGCAUUUCAUGCAUGACUAACAUUUAUAUUUUAGUUAUGGACACUUGUCCUGAAAUGUCAUUUCUACGGCAAACAUAAUGUUUUCCUUGUGAGCCACUGUUCCUUGUUUGUUUUAGCAGGCAGUGAAUGAUUGUUGCAUGAUGGACCAUGCUUGCCAUAAACAAGGAAUUAUGGGGAUAAAAAUGUACUUCCUCCAAAAAGAAUGCUGGUUGAAACUUUGGCAGUAACUGUAUAUAAGUAUAUCCUGAUAACGUACUGUCAUGAGUUACUUAAAGUGCUGCUAAAUUUGAUGUUUGGAUGAAAUGCAUGUGCAUCACAGACCUCUAGAUGUAGUGCUUGCAGUACAUUUGUCAGGAUAUAAAUGUAGUCUAUAUGGUCAACAGUCUGAAGGUGGCCUCUCAUAGGAUUUUUUAUUGCAUAUAUGUCCCUUUUAUUAAAGUGACAAACUUACCAAAAAAUGAAUUCUGCUAUACUUAUGAUCUAAGUUAGUUCACUCAAAAUACCAAUAUUUCAUAUUUCAAUGAUAAUAUGCUAUGGGGAAUGCCAUGUUUGGAUGUUGUUUUGCUGGGGAAUAUCAACUGAAUCUCACCUGAUGGUGUUUAUCAAUCAUUAAGGGAAACACGGACUUGUUCAGGGGGAAAGACUUCGGAGUGGGUGUGUGGUUCUGUAGUGCAAGGGGCGUAUUCACCUGAUGGGGGACAGUAGUGCAAGGGGCGUAUUCACCUGAUGGGGGACAGAAGUGCAAGGGGCGUAUUCACCUGAUGGGGGACAGUAGUGCAAGGGGCGUAUUCACCUGCUGGGGAACAGUAGUGCUAGGGGCGUUUUCACCUGAUGGGGAACAGUAGUGCAAGGGGCAUAUUCACCUGAUGGGGGACAGUAGUGCAAGGGGCGUAUUCACCUGAUGGGGGACAGUAGUGCCAGGGGCGUAUUCACCUGAUGGGGGACAGUAGUGCCAGGGGCGUUUUCACCUGAUGGGGGACAGUAGUGCAAGGGGCGUAUUCACCUGAUGGGGAACAGUAGUGCAAGGGGUGUAUUCACCUGAUGGGGGACAGUAGUGCUAGGGGUGUAUUCACCUGAUGGGGGACAGUAGUGCAAGGGGUGUACUCACCUGAUGGGGGACAGUAGUGCAAGGGGCGUAUUCACCUGAUGGGGGACAGUAGUGCAAGGGGCGUAUUCACCUGCUGGGGGAUAGUAGUGCAAGGGGUGUACUCACCUGAUGGGGGAUAGUUUACUGCCAUUGAAGAGAAGCCAUGCUGAUUGAGACUUCAGGUGUGAAUCAUGAAUCCUACAAUGUACAAUAUAAACUAUAAAACCAACAAGCCGAAUGUGUUCAUGUUCCUUGACAGUAUUGUCACAAUUAACCUAUAUCCUGUAAAUCAUAACAUUAUUCCAUCACUAAAUUAAUGUGAGUGUCGACCCCUGGCCUUAAAUGUGUCGUGAAAUUAAUGUGGGGUAGCCAUGCCUUUGAACUAUAAAUUGUAGAAGACAGUAAUCCAUGAUACGGUAUGGGAAAAUAAUAGUUCAAGUAGAUAACUUCCACAAACUUGACUGACUCAUGUGUGGUCACAAAUGAAAAGCACAAAAUUCCAAUACAAAUAAAUCAUAUUCCAAUGAGAUAGGUCAGGUCACUGUCAAAGAUUUACAGGUUUCAAGUGUUUUUACGUGUUAAUGAGCAGUGUUGUGUAUUCACCAUGACUGCUGUUGCUGUACUGGACAUUUUCAUAAUGUGAGGAAGCAGUGUUUUGCUUGUAAUUAUAAGAUUAUUUGACAAGAUUACAAUGGAAAGAGACCUCGUCAUACAUGGUUGGCAACUUCUUAGCUGCUUGAUCAACUUUCGUAAAGGAAGUGACGACACUUGACACAGAACUUGAUGAGAAGCCCUAUCUAAUUCUAGUGCUCAGUGACAUUGGUUAUUGUAAGCUCUGUUAUGUAUGUCAUCGUUUCUGACCAUGUGCAGUGAACUUGACAUGACAAUAUACUCCAAUAUGUCCCGAUAAAAAUGUGUCACUUUAUGAAUUCGAGCAACGACCACUCGCUUUUUUCACAUUAAUUUCAUGCUCGCAUUUUAAUUUCAUGAUUUACAUUACCUAUUUAUUCUGGUGCAAACAAGAUCCUAGGAUGUAUCCACCUAAAGAGCAACAGUUAUAUGUUGUUAAUGUUUGUACAUAGAUAUCCAUGGCCGUCAAGUUUAUACUUUGUUUACAAACAUUUUAAAUGUUAUGUAUAUGAAGAAAACCUAUUUAUCGUACUGUUACAUGUUGUUGAUGUAUAGUGUAUGUUGAUGUCCCCUUCAAGAAUGGACUUAAUAAAGUCAGGCUCAACAUUUCCUUCGUCCUUUUUACUUGAAAUAGUUGAGUCAUUUUACUGAAUAUUUGUUGUAUUCCUGAUAUGUGUUUGUGUGAGAUUUUUAAAGAAAUACUUCAAGCAUUGGCUUCAAAACUCUUUGAAACUUAAAAUAGAAGCUUAAGUGAGCAGAUUAGCUGACACUUGUUCUUGGUGCUUGUGUUUGCAUUAAUAGUGGCCUUUCUAACUAAUGCGUGCAUUAUACCAGUUUUAACGCUUUAGUUUUAUGGUUUAGAUUGACUAUCAUUAUCAUUAGCUACGGUAACUCCUAUCUCUGUGCUACUCCAAAUUGGUUCAUAGGCAUUACCUUGUCAUCCUUCAACUUCUAAGUAGACACAAUUUUAUGGAUAACAACUUCUUUAAAACUGUCUUGCUUGACAACGGUAUAAGGAUCUAUACCAAAAUGUCGCUUUUUACAGUAAUAAAGAAGUUGUUUUCCAUAAAAUUGUGUCUACCUUGUCAUCUGAGAUACACCCCUAUGAACGAUUUUGAUUUUGACUUGACUGUUCCAUAGUGUUUUCCUACUACAUCACAGUUCCAAACCUGCUUUGCACUGUAUAUGCUUCAGCAAUAAACAUGUACAGUAUCUUCAUCUGAUGAAACAUGCAACAUGAUUCACUUGGCUUCAAAUAUGAGUAUUCAUAUAUUAGAUCCUGCAGCAAUAUAUUUACUUAUGAGUUGGAAACUGGACCAGUAAAGAUUGUUUUUCUGCCAUUGUGCUCGGUGAUGGCAGCCAAAAAUACCUUAACUGCAGCUACUUCUCUGAUAUCAGCAUUGCUUGACUGACCUCAGCGCUGCCUCUCUUAGCUCAGCGUUGCUUCACUGAUCUGUUUGGCCUUGUAGAGUUUGUAGUUGUGAAUGAUUUUGAGUCAAUCCUUUUUCAGCCUCUGCAAAUGUGUCCUAUUGUGUUUACUAGUAUUUAGUUUGCAGUUACUGUUUUCAGAUAUCAAACAAUCUUAGACAUAUUUUGUCAAGCACAUCAUCUACCUUGCCCCAAGAUUAGGAGGUAGCUUCUCGGGAGUCAGUCAGUCAGGGGGGUCACCAGUCAACUGUACCUAGUUAUCAGAGUGAUUAUUCAUGUGCCCAGUUGUGGGUCAUGUUGUCUGAUUGUUAUAUAACCAUAGUGCUUAUAUAGUGACUGUAACCUGGUUCCUUUUGCUCUUUUUUCCAUUUAUUUUCUUUACAAGGGAGACACUGCAUGCAGGCAAUCAUACACACUGUUGUGUUUCCUCGUAGUCCAAGACAACAUUGUUAAGUGUUUGUUAUGUAUUUUAUCUUCCAACUUGUAAAGAAGUCCGAUGACUUAUUUAGUUUUUGCUGUAUUGUUGGAAAUUAUGUGAAAUGGCAACGAUUCAAAAUGUGAUGUGCCUUACUUUGUGUUCUGUCAUUCCAUCACUGGUCAUACAUGGUUGUUACUGCAACAAUGCCAUUUGGUUGUCCUUCCAUACACUGUUAUCUAAGUGGAAAGUGUACGUAAAUUGUGUACAUAAUGUGUGAAAAAUAUCAAUAAAUUCUCUGAAAGA